AUGUCUCUUUGCUCCGAGAUCCAUGAGCCACCAUACAGAGUCCAACAGAGAGGGGACUCAAAGGCCCACUCCGUGCGGAAGCGCAUCAUCAUCUGCUGCGACGGAACAUGGCAAUCUGCCGUCUCAGGCAAGAAAAAUGUCCCAUCUAAUGUGACGCGUCUCUGUCGUGCUCUGAACAGUGUCGGAACCGACGAACACGGGAAUCAAUGGCAGCAAAUAGUCUGGUAUGAUUCCGGAAUUGGCACGACCUCAGGUUUUUUGGGACAAAAACUCGAAGGCGCCAUUGGCCUAGGCCUGGAAGGGAAUGUCAUCGAAGCGUAUAACUUCUGUGUCCUGAACUACAGACCGGGCGAUCAGAUUAUGUGUUUUGGUUUCUCGAGGGGUGCGUACACGGCCCGCGCCAUUGCCGGUUUGAUCUCCGAUAUUGGUAUUUGCAGUAAACAAGAUUUGAACCGGUUUCCCGAUCUCUGGGAGGUCUAUAAGAAAACCACGCCCGGCGAGCGGUUCUAUUGCAGUGACCUCUGGUUUGAGUGGAUGGAUGGAAAGGCGGAUGAGAAUCAGGGCGCUCGAGGCGAGACUUUCGUAUUUGAAAAGCGUCCCGAGGGCGACUGGGCCCAGGAAGGGUCAAGGGAUGUGGAAGUUGUUGGCGUCUAUGAUACAGUCGGCGCUAUUGGAAUGCCGGAGGUACUGGGGAUGAAGCUGCCAUCUUGGCUCACGUGGUGGUUGGCUAAGAGCGGGUGGGAGAAUGUUGGACUUUCACCUAAUGUCAAACAUGCAUUCCAGGCUUUGGCUCUCGAUGAACAUCGCAACGCCUUUUCGCCUACUCUGUGGUAUCUCCACAAGCUUGGAAAUGUCACUUCAGAGCAGAUACAAACCCAGAAGAGUAUGGUCGACCAGCAAGCACAAAAAUGGGACAAUCUCUUGCAAGACGCAAUCACCCUCAAGGGUAGCGGCAGGGCUAGUGAUGAGGACGUCAACAACGCAGCCCGAAAACUUAAUGAAACCGCCAGAGCCUUGAAUCAGGAGACCCGAAAGCUCCUGAAGCUGGAAGAUGACCACAAGCACCAGCACCAUCCCCGAACAUUGACACAAGUGUGGUUCCCCGGCUAUCACGUUAAUAUCGGCGGAGGCUCGGAUGAAACACUCAAAAACGAGGGCAACAUGGAAGAAAUGUCUAAUAUCACCUUCUCUUGGAUGCUAGACCAGAUCAAACCCUACCUGUCGCUCAACGAGGAUUCUCUCUCCGAGGAAAGAGAAGAGAGGGAAUACCACAUUUCAACAAUUGUCGAAAACACGGUCCACGAUGAGUCAUUGGGAAGCUGGGCUCAACGCAAGGUUGCAGCUAUAGCCUCGGCUUUCAAACUCAAACAGCCCCCCACGUCUUCUGUCGAGUCUGUGGACAAGCGACGCAGCUAUGGCUGGGGAACAGGGCCUCUGGAAGACAGCUUUACUGCAUUUUACUACGCCAACGGGUCGGCGAGGCGCAGACCUGGAAACUAUGCCCCUUUCGACAAAGAGGGAAAUCUGCUGGGAGAGAGUUUUGAGUUCAUCCAUCCAGUGGUGGGAUUUAGGGAGAAGCAGAUCAAAGACUACACGCCGAUUGGGCGUGGUGUCAAGUUUGACCGUAGGAAGGUGGUUGACGAGAAUGGCCGCCCUGGUUAUGUCUAUGAUAUGGGAGAUGCGCGCAAUCCCUUGCCCGAGUGGCGUUUAGGAGGAAUUGACUCUUAUGAGAGGCUCGCCAUCACCGGCAAGGCCGCAUAUGAUUAUGUCGACGAACUUGAUCUGUACUUGAAGACUGGGAUCAAGACAUACCGCCAGUCUGUUCGGGAAGUUGGGGAUAUUGACCUUGGGAUUGAAGUGCCUAAAGCUGGGGACUUGCAACGGGGAGAUUUCAAAUUAGAGAAAUCUCAACAGAGAAGUCUCCAAUCGACGGGCCUUGGGACCAAGGAUAUGCAAUGGAGGAGCUCAGAGGUUUCAUACACCGGCGAGACAGUCACUGCGACGUGA
Molecule: messenger RNA, 2007 nt
Organism: Penicillium samsonianum
Lineage: Eukaryota; Fungi; Ascomycota; Eurotiomycetes; Eurotiales; Aspergillaceae
Product: T6SS phospholipase effector Tle1-like catalytic domain-containing protein
Exons: 2
Coding region: 1-2007 (668 amino acids)
Source: RefSeq, a predicted model, not a curated record